AUGACCAUGCCAGAAAAUGUUGAGAACAACCAAACACAGGUCACAGAAUUUCUCCUACUGGGUCUCGGAGACCUCAAGAACUUCAGGAUUUUACUUUUUAUUGUCUUUCUUAUCCUUCAUAUUAUGGGCUUAACCAGCAACAUCCUUGUCCUUAUCUUGGUGGCAUUCCACCGGGUCCUUCACUUUCCCAUGUACUUCUUCCUCAGCCAGUUGUCUUUGUGCGAACUCCUCUUCAUCAGCGAAAUUGUGCCCAACAUAUUAUGGCUGACGCUGGCCGGCAGCGGGAAAGUGUCCGUUUUCAGAUGUAUUUUUCAUUUUUUUCUGCUUUCAGUUCAGACCAUCACCCAGUGCUUGCUGCUGGCCUCCAUGUCCUUUGACAGGUACGUGGCCAUCUGCAGACCGUUACAUUACACCGUCAUCAUGACAUUUCCAAAUCAGCUUCAAAUGGUCAUCUUCCCCUGGUUGCUUGGCCUAGCGCUUUCUGUCAUGCUUUACGUUUUCAUAAAUAAAUUAUCUUUUUGUGACCUUAAUGUCAUUAAUAACUUUUCUUGUGAUAUUCCGGAACUCAUUCAAGUCUCGUGUUCCGAUACGUAUUUUAUAGAUUUGAUUACAUCUGUGACUUCCUUUGUUGUAUUUGUACUACCACUAAUGUUCAUCAUAGCGACCUACAUCUUCAUCCUUCGAGCCAUCCUGAAGAUCCCGACCACCACCGGCAAACAGAAAGCCUUCUCCACGUGCAGCUCCCACCUCAUGGUUGUAUCCAUGUACUAUGGCACUUUGUGUUCCGUGUAUCUAGCCCCAUCCGGAGAGAGCUCUGUAACCGCCAACAAAUCCCUGACUUUGCUUUACACCUUGUUGACUCCUCUGUUCAACCCUCUGGUCUACAGCUUGAGGAACCAGGAGAUAAGGACAGUCAUUUUUAACUGUCAGAUUCUUUACAUUCGGGAUCGGAAUGUCAGCGAAGAAGCAGAAGCUGUUACAGAAUAA
This is a messenger RNA of Nanorana parkeri, 987 nucleotides long. RefSeq names its product olfactory receptor 6B1-like. The record is from RefSeq and is a predicted model, not a curated record. Gene Ontology annotation, biological process: G protein-coupled receptor signaling pathway. Gene Ontology annotation, cellular component: membrane. Bases 1 to 987 code for a protein of 328 amino acids. The transcript has 3 exons. Gene Ontology annotation, molecular function: olfactory receptor activity; G protein-coupled receptor activity. NCBI's taxonomy places the organism in Eukaryota, Metazoa, Chordata, Amphibia, Anura, Dicroglossidae.